CAUAAGAAGCUAAGUGCGCACACCGGCGAGCUGAUGACCUCGCAAAAGGCAAAGCGCGUUAUGCCCUGCGAAUCUUCUGACGCAUCCGUCACCGACUUUCGGAAGCAAAGUCGCUCGUCCACACCAUCUCAUGCGACAAAACGCAGAAGGGUGAAGAAUCCGCGAGUGAAGCAAGCAUCCGAGAAUCAAGUGCAGGAAUCGGCGUCCCCGGGCAACAUGGCGUUAACCGAAACGCUGGGAGGCAGCAGUGGACACAGCGCUGUUAAGGAUCCCACCGAAGUCCUCCACGACGCCCAAACGAAAGAGACCCCGGAAGACAAGGCGCUAGAGAGCAGCCAAGCUCCCCAAGACGGCAGCGAAGAAGUCGUUCGAGCUUGCAACGACCCCGACGUCUCGAAGAAAUCGACAAUCUCUCAGUCAUCGACGACUACACCGCCACAAAAUCUGUCCAAGCAGGCUGCUCUGGGACAGUCUUCCACGAUCGACCACGCCUCGCGCAAUGCUCUCCAUGGGAAAGCUGAUCCCGCUGUUCUCAGCACAGAGCGCUCGGUGGUAGAGCAGGGACAAGCCAGGGCCGGUUCUGCAGGCGGCGCCAGCGAUGUGCUGGUCAGGGAGCUAGGGAGACGCGAGCCGUGGGGAAGCGGACCAACGGAGCCUGACGAGCAACGUGGGCUCCAUGUACAAACGUCUCCGGCCUCCUCUUCGUGCGACCUAGGAUUUCAGGAGGAAGGAACGCUCCACAAGCUCCAAUCGCCGAGACGCUCGACUUCGCUACCGUUAGCCGAUUCACCCGAUCGAAUGCUAGGCAAGCUCAACACGGCGAGGCAGUCGACGUCGAUGCCUAUGAUGGAAUCGUACGAUCGACGAAGUGUUCGGUUCGAGCAACCAUGCCAGGACGUCUCGGAGACCAGAAAGAAAUCCCGGCGCAAAUACAGCCUCUUCCCUUGGGCGUGGCUCGGUUCCCGGACCAGCAGUGGUUCGGCAUUAACGUUCACGACCUCGACGCCCAACUCGCAGCUGCGGUUAUCCCGGAGCGUUCCCUACACGCCACACAUCCGCAGCCGCAGAGGGGCGAAGCCGUUCUGCAGGCCAUGCACAGCCAUGGUUGUCUGUAGCGCCGUGCUGCUGUUGGUGGCGCUGAUUGCCGGCAUGCUGAUCGCCGGCUGGCGACUCGGUGCAGCGGCCGUGUGCCGCACCAAACCCUGCCUCGAGUACGCGCGUCUACUCGCCGACUCGGUCAACACGUCGGUGAACCCCUGCGCGGGCUUCACGCGAUUCGUGUGCUCCGGAUGGAGGCGACGCAACCGGCUGUCCGUUCACGACGAGUGGAUGAUGUCCGACCUGAGCCGCUUGUCCAAACUCCUGCGCUCCGUGCGCGUGCCGCGCCAGCGUCAGGACGCGCUCCAAAGGGCUGCAGCGUUCCUGCGCAGCUGCGAGGCUGUGCGAAAUGGCGACGUGGACGAAAUGCCUAAGGUGAAGGCGGCGCUGCUGGAAGCAGGUAUCGUGUGGCCUCUCCUGCCCGGAGACUCGGACCCGGUGGACGUUCUUCGCACGUGGCUGCACACCUGCCUGAGGCUCCGCUGGAGCAGCGUUCUGGACGUUUCCAUCCGGCGUGACACAAACACCACCGUGAUCUUCCUGGAACCACUCCGAGAGUUCCUCCGCAUCGCCGAAAGGCACGAAAAGUGGGCCCAUGAUGUGGAGGAAGCCCAACGCUACUUCGAGACUCUCAGGCGGGAGUUUCUCAACGUUACCGAGUCGCCGGCGAACGACACCGAAGGCACCGUGAGCUUUUCCGCCACCAACCAGAUGGAUACGAUGUACCUGCGCGCCCUACAAGAGACAACGGGCUUUCUUUCGAAUUACAGCACGCUCGACCCAGCGGAGAUAUUCGGCACCGUGCCGAGCCUGACGCGGGAGCGAUGGCUGGCGGAGCUUAGCCGCAACGGUGUCGACGUCUCGGAGGACAUCGUCUUUGCGUCGACCAAGCCGGGUUUCGUGAGAACGUUUCUAGCGCUAUGGAAGCACCGCGGCGAGCGAGAGAUGCACCUGUUCCUCUCCUGGUGCACCGUCCAGACGGUCGCGCUGUACGCGAACCGUCGUCUGCUGGUCAACUUCUACGAACGCGAAAGCAGCGCCAACGUGUACCACGCAGCCCUCUGCCUCAGCAAGGCGUACCUGCUGUGUGGCAGUGACCUGUUUGUCAAGUACUUCCAGGAUGUGCUCUCGGAGCCGGAGUUGCGCGCCGCCCAGCGGGUGGUAGCUGGUACCCGCCACGCGUUCGCGAGCCGACUAGAGCGGUGGCAGUACAGGGAUGAUAACAUAAGCCUGGUUGAGGACUGGCAUUCAACCGACAUCGCCCUCGGAUACUUCGACCCACUCUAUCAGCAAUAUCCAGGCCUGCAGCAGACGGCGGGGGCCACGUGCACGCGAGACCUGGGCGACUCCCUGGUGGACAACAUGCGGUUGGCCUCGAUGGGUCACGUGCCGGAGGCCCACCGUUGGGUGUCCGAGCAGAUAGAGCACGCCGAUUGGUUCGUGCUGAUGCCGGGAAAGGACCUCGCACUGCUGCCGUACGCGCUCACCUUUCCGUGGCUCAGCGAGGUUGGCACGCUGUUCAUGAACCACGGUGGACUCGGAGGCCACGUCGCCUGGGCACUCAGCGCGCUGUUCCUCAGCGGCUACGCCAGAUCUCGGGACGCUGUCCAGGCCAUCAUUCGGGUCAUCGAAAGUGCCAACAAAGCCAGCCGCCCGAGCGACGUUGGUGGUCCCGACAGGAUCGUCCAAAUCUUGCGCACGCUGGCCUUGGACGUGUCGUACGACGCGUACCGCGCUGCCGGCGCGGUUGAGGGCGACGAGCACCUCGAAGGAUUUGAGGGCUACGGCGCUGCCGCGAUGUUCUUCAUCGCAUCGUGUUACGCUCUGUGUCGGGGAAGCGACACCGUGCUGCCCUUCGCCGGCGCCGAGUGUGACGAGACAUUCCGCAACGUUGAGGGCUUCGGCAACGCUUUUGGAUGCGAACUGGGCAGUGCGAUGAAUCCCUCCAACAAGACGGCGCUUAUGUGAAGUUUGUGCGUGCGCCUAAAAGACGCGUCUUCCGGUUUGGUUAGUGGGUGGCACAAAUGUUUUGCUGAUUUUCUAUUUAAUUCUACGCUCUUGAUGCCAGAAUUGCUCAUUACCUAACUAUUUUUUUUGCUGUAUUUAAGUAUGGCUAAUGCAUCCAGGCUUGAAUGUCCUGAAAGACUUGAGGUAGCUACGCAGAAAGCACGAGGAGAUGUAAAAUUUUAUUUUUCCAAUGUUCCUUGCACAUUGUUUUUGCGUAGUUCACUGAUUGAACACGCUAUACAUUCUGCUGCAGUUCUCGUAUAGCACCUCGAACUCGUCAUAGUAGCUUGUGUGCCUUAUUCAAAACUUAAAAGACACAGUUUGAAUGAAAUAGAAGAUAAAAUUGGCACGCAGAGCUG
Molecule: messenger RNA, 3464 nt
Organism: Dermacentor albipictus
Lineage: Eukaryota; Metazoa; Arthropoda; Arachnida; Ixodida; Ixodidae
Product: endothelin-converting enzyme-like 1
Biological process (GO): protein processing
Cellular component (GO): plasma membrane
Molecular function (GO): metalloendopeptidase activity
Source: RefSeq, a predicted model, not a curated record